UUCUAAAAAUGUAGAUUAGAAAAAGAAACAUAUAGCACUCCUGUGGGGGUCCGGUAUACGUCAGUUCUCUGUUUCUGCCUCUGAACACUCUUGGGACAUGGUAGCAGGUGUUUGCGUGCUCUUACUCCUCCUCUUUUUAACCUGGCUCCUAUCAGGUUUCAAGCCCCUCCUUCUCUUUCCCACAUCCAGGAAAACUGUUUCCCCAAAUCAGUUCAGGACACUUCAACAAGAAGAAAGGAAUGAAUGGAUUGUAGUAAAAAGACGUGGGAAAAAAAGAGGUGCUUAUUUUUAUAAAAACCCAUCAGGGUGGAUAGAAAAGCUGAGUACAAAUCGGAGUAUAUUGCUUUGGUUCAUUAGCUGUUCAACAGUAAUCCUCGGAACGGUCUGUCAAAUCAAAAGUCUAAUUUGUGUGGGUGAGACACUGGAGACCAGCAGGAGGAAAGGAUCCCCUCUCGAGAUGUGACAGCUAUGAACAAUUGCCAGAUCAGAUCAAAACCAUCAAAGUUGGUUGUUGCCUUUGUGGAUGCAGCAGAUGCUAAAGGUCUUGGAAGAUAUUUCUCUACCUCAGGCAACAUGAUUUAAUCUCUUUGCAACAUGAAAAGCAGACAGACCAGUUUGGCUAUGUGAAGUGUGAAGAAUAUCAGGGCAUCUACAAGAGAAAGUAAGCAGUUGCUCCCAGAACAUUCUGUCUCUUCCAGUACUUCAUCAUGGCCAAAAGGGACACCUCAUGCUCAGAGGAAACAGGCAUGACUUGGCAGGUGCGAGCCAACUGCCAACAUUUCCACAAGCCUCUUGGACGCAAGUCUUUCCUGUGCUUCCGCUGGGGGCGUUAUGCAGACAACUUGGUUCGCAGCUACAAGUACUCUCCCUUGACCUUUCUGCCCCUCACACUUUAUGAGCAGUUCCAGCGUGCAGCCAAUUUCUUCUUCCUGCUUAUUGUGGUCAUGCAGUGUGUUCCUCUCAUUGCCACUCUUCCCUGGUACAUCACCAUGCUGCCGCUGCUCACCGUCCUGAUCAUGCGUGGAGCCAAAGACCUGCUCACAGAUCUGGGUCGCCGUCGCAGCGAUGCCAAGAUCAACAGAAGACCCUGUGAUAUCCUCACGACCCAGGGCUUCACAGCAGCUCAGUGGAAGGAUGUGUGUGUUGGAGACAUACUGCGGAUACACAAAGACCAAGUCAUACCGGCAGAUCUGCUUCUUCUUUGCAGCACUGAACCUCACAGCCUGUGCUAUGUUGAGACAGCUGAUAUUGAUGGGGAAACCAACCUGAAGUUUCGCCAGGCUCCAGCCAUAACCCACGAUGAACUGACCAGCGGUCCAAUAGAGGAGCUUCUUUUGCCAUUUGAUGGUGUGGUGUGGUGUGAGGAGCCGAAUGGUCGUUUGUAUUUGUUCAGAGGAGAGCUGCAUUGGAGAGGACAGAGCCAUCUGCUGGACAUAGAGCACAUGCUUCUCAGAGGGACUGUCCUGCGCAACACUGACACUGUAUAUGGACUAGUGAUAUACACAGGCUCUGACAGCAAGAUCCUCAGAAACUGUGGGAGUCUGAAAGUUAAGAAGACCUGGAUGGAGAGGUUUCUUAAUAAAGUGGUGGUGACGAUUGUUGUCUGCUUGCUGACUGUAGCUCUCCUCCUGGCUGUGGGAUGUGGCCUGUUUGAGCAUUGGGUUGGCUCAAAAAUUGAAGUACUUGCUGCCAUAAGGGGCAGCUACUCCCCAGCAUAUCGGGGCUUCCUAAACUUCUGGGGCUACAUCAUUUUGCUUAGCCCUGCUAUGCCCAUCUCCCUCUACAUCACAUUUGAGCUGAUCCAUGUGGUGCACUGCCUCCAGAUCGGCUGGGACAUCAAGAUGUACUGGGAGGAGAAUGAGAAGCCUGCCCAGGCCCGCACCACCUCUCUGAAUGAAGAACUGGGCCAGGUGGGCCAUCUACUGAGUGAUAAGACAGGCACACUCACUCAAAACCGCCUAAUCUUCCGCCAGUGCUGCAUCGCUGGACACAUUUAUGGGGAUAUAACUGCAAAAACAAAGCCGCUGGACCUGAGCUGGAACCGGUUCUCCUGUGGUGGUCUGCAGUUCUCUGACCAGCGGCUGGUGGACCGGCUGCUACAGCGAAACUGCCCUGAGACUCUGGAGUUCUUUACUGCGCUGGCGCUGUGCCACACUGUCAUGAGCGAGUGGAAAGAUGGUUUGCCACGAUACCAGGCUGCAUCUCCAGAUGAGGAGGCUCUGGUGUGUGCAGCUCGGGAGCUGGGCUGGGUGUUUUUGUCUCGGACACGUGACUCCCUGACAGUCAGUGAGCUGGGAUUUACACUCCACUACCACCUGCUGGCAGUACUGGACUUCAGCAGCAAGAGGAGGCGCAUGUUUGUACUGGUGAGAACACCAGAUGGAGGACUGAAGUUAUACUGUAAAGGUGCAGAUGUUAUUAUUCUAGAGCGGUUACGAAAAGGCAGUCCACAUCAGGAGAGCACGGAGCAGGCUCUGGAGGCCUUUGCUCAGAGUUGUCUGAGGACGCUGUGUGUGGCGGUUCGCUGUGUUUCUGAGGCUCAGUGGAUGGAGUGGAGUCAUGCCCUCAGCCAGGCUGCUAUGGCAACCACUCAUCGUGAAACCAUGCUUGAGGAGGUGUAUGAACAGAUGGAAAAAGAGUUAACGAUGCUGGGUGUGACGGCCAUUGAGGAUCGUCUCCAGGAAGGCGUCCCUGAGACUAUCUCCAGUCUCCGGCAGGCAGGCGUAAAGGUGUGGGUGCUGACUGGAGACAAGACAGAAACGGCUGUGAAUGUGGGCUAUGCUUGCAAAUUGAUGGAUCCUGAUACAAGACUGCUCCAAGGCGAGGAGCUAAGACAGCUCCUCCAGUCUCCCACUACUGAAGUUUCCUUCCAUAAAGAUAAAGAGUCUCUUGUUUGGAGCACGGACAAAAUGUCUCAGAAGAGUAAAGCUGCUAUUGUCGUUGAUGGGUUUGAACUUGCAGAACUGACCAAGACUCCUGAGAUGGGUGGGAGAUUUGUGGCUCUCUCUAAUCAGUGCCAGUCAGUACUGUGUUGUCGAGUGACUCCAGCGCAGAAGGCAGAAGUGGUUGAGCUGGUCAAGAAGAAUUCUUCCUCUGUCACCAUGGCAAUAGGAGAUGGUGCCAAUGAUGUGAAUAUGAUUAAGACGGCACAUAUAGGUGUGGGCUUGUGUGGUGUGGAGGGUGGUCAGGCAGUACAGAAUGCAGACUUUGCCCUGGCCCAGUUUAGCUUCCUGCGCAGGCUGCUGCUGGUCCAUGGCCGGUGGUCUUACCGCCGCAUCUGCAGCUUUCUGCGCUACUUCCUCUAUAAAACCACCUGCUUUGCUCUGGUGCACAUCUGGUACAGCUUGUACAAUGGCUUCAGUGCUCAGCCAAUGUAUGAGAGCUGGUUCAUUGCCCUCUACACUGUGAUGUACACCUCGCUGCCUGUUCAGUGUUUGGGCAUUUUCGAACAGGACAUAAGUGCAGAAAGCUCUCUGAAUCGACCAGAGCUUUACAGGGUUGGACAGAAGCAGGAGCUUUUCAACCCUCUAAUCCUGUGUGGAACGCUGCUCUACUCCAUCUACACCUCCAUAAUCCUCUUCUUCAUUCCUGUGGGAGUCCUGCAGAGUUUGGACUUGGACUACCAAACGUUGGCUGUUACUGUUGAAAUGUCGGCCGUAUUCUCGGCUACUCUUGAGAUCAUUUUACAGACCAGGUUCUGGACCAAGUACAAUUGCGCCGCAGUGCUUUUCAGCCUGGUGGUGUUCUUUCUGUCCUCAGUGAUCCUUCACAGCCCUCGUCUGUUUACGUCUUUCCCUAAUGACUACAUCUUCUUUGGAGCAUCACUAAAUGCCUUUGCUAACCCUGUGGUGUGGCUGACUGCGAUUUUGACCACCUGCACUGCCGUCCUUCCCUCCUUUACAGUGCAAGCUCUAAGUGUGGUGCUGGCGAAAAACAACAAACACAAGAUCCACUCCUCUAAGGAGCCGGUUGAGCUGAAGUCGUGGUUCAACAGAGGGGUCCCUCACCGCCGUUCUUCAUACGCAAUGUCUCAGGGAAAAGGCUUCGGAAAGCUAAUGACUUUGGGAAUGGGGGUCCGUUCCACAACGCCAUCUUUGGAAGGGAGGGUAACGCCAGCCACUGUAAGAGCAGAUUCUCCACAGAUAGCACAAAGAGAAGUCACUAAUGGUCUAAUGCAUAAUAAAACCACAACAGAGACUUUGCACAGAACAGAAUAGACUUUCCAGACUGGAAAAACUUUUGUAAGUGGAGUGUUCCACUCUGUAAUUUAGUUACAAGAGGGGGUAUAUAGAAUGGUAAUGGUGGUAUGUUGUGCUAUCAUUGAUGGGGCACAUCAUUAAGACAAUCAAAGAAAUAUAAAUAUGCUGUACUUCUUAAUUUUUUAUGGACUUAAUGGACUUUUAUGGACAACAGAUUCUGAUACUAAAAGUACUUGCUGUAAUUCCUAUGGUUUAUACUGUUUGUACAUUUCUUCGUUUACUGAAAUUUUUAAUGUAAAAAAAAAUGGCCCACACAAAUGUUUCUAUCUUUGACAAAAGUGAUUUAUAUACAGUUGUAACAAAUAAACUUUUCACAUAAGGCUUUUGUAUAUAA
Molecule: messenger RNA, 4593 nt
Organism: Astyanax mexicanus (Mexican tetra)
Lineage: Eukaryota; Metazoa; Chordata; Actinopteri; Characiformes; Acestrorhamphidae
Gene: atp8b3
Product: ATPase phospholipid transporting 8B3
Exons: 29
Coding region: 708-4217 (1169 amino acids)
Biological process (GO): Golgi organization; phospholipid translocation
Cellular component (GO): plasma membrane
Molecular function (GO): magnesium ion binding; ATP hydrolysis activity; ATP binding
Source: RefSeq, a predicted model, not a curated record